Molecule: messenger RNA, 1410 nt
Organism: Colletes gigas
Lineage: Eukaryota; Metazoa; Arthropoda; Insecta; Hymenoptera; Colletidae
Exons: 5
Coding region: 219-1229 (336 amino acids)
Source: RefSeq, a predicted model, not a curated record
GUAAAUGUACAAUUGAGCUGCUUGGGAACCCUAAUUGUCGAAUUGUCAGCAGUUUGUGGAUUUGUCAUUUAUUAUUACUACAAUAGUCAGAAAUUUACAUAAAUAUUUUGAAACAUAUAAUCAGUUUUUGCAUAUACACGUACACAUAUUCUAUAUGGCUGUAAAUAAAAUUACAAUUGAAAACUGACUUCUUAUUAAUUUUAUUUUGUUUUCGAAAAAUGGUUAAUUUAGAAUUGUAUAAAAUCAAACUAGAAGAGAUUCGCCAGUAUGCACGUGAAAAUGAUAUUUCAGAGUCUGAAAUUGAUACAACUUUACAAACCUCCUUUCGUAUUCUCAAAAAAAAAGAAAAAAAAUGUAUAUCUUGUUUAAAAAUCAUGAUUUUAAUUUCGUUUAUGACUAUUAUAUGUUUCCUAUCUUUUGAUUCGAGAUUCUUAGCAGUUAUGAUAAUGAGAAAUUUGCAAAAUUCUAUUUAUCCAUCUUUGAAAUUGCUUAGAAAAAUAGCCAUGCCAAUAAUUCAAUAUUAUCCUUCUUUAUCUGAAUUUUAUGAUGAAUGGUGUAUAUUGGAAAAUCCAUAUUUCUAUGUAAAUGAUAUUGAUUGUUGGCCCUGUAGUGUUGUACACUUUGUACCCGAUUUAACUGGUCAUCAUAUAUCUAGAUCCUUUAAUCCUGGAAUUCCAUAUACAAAAACAGAAAAUCUAUCAGAAAUUCGUAUGGAAAAUGUACGACAAUUAUUUUGGCAAAAUUUAAAAGUAUUUGAAAAAGAUGCUAGGAAAGUAUUUUCUAAUAACUUGACCUACAGAAAUGUUCACAGUAUAAUGGAAAGUAAAAUGGAUUUAAAUCCUUCGAAGAACUUAGAUAAUCAUAUCACGUGGAGAAUUAAUCGCAUGACAGCAGGGAGAAUUUUGAGAAAAUUAUUUCCAAAGCCUGAAAGUACUCCAAUUUGGUGGGAACAAAGUAUGGAAAAAUUUAUUUUCUUUGAUGAACAAAAUUCUCCGCCUUAUACUCUGCCAAAUCCCGAGUGCAGUAAUGUAGUGAUAAGAUGUACGACUGGUGCCAGAUUGAUCAAAAUGAUAUCAAGUCCAGAAUGUACUGAAUCCUGUAAACCCUUCACAGUAUUACUAUCCACUGGAAAAACUUUGUGGUACAAUUGGUGGUACUGGCGACCAAUCAGCCUUUCAGCUAUAAAUACAACUAAUGUUUCCAUAAAUUACAUGACUUCAUUUUGCUAAAUUACUUUGCAACGUUAUUUAAAUUAUUAUUUUCUUUGAAAAUAGAAGUUAAUUGCGCAUUAAAACAUAUAUAACAGCAAUUCAAAUUCAGUUUGUCAAGAUUUUAUAAAUCUAAAGUUUUGUUGAUAAAUUCAAUAAAUUGUUACAAUAGAAAUAUAAGAAAGUUUAUAUGAAGAAUUGA